Messenger RNA from Callorhinchus milii (elephant shark), 3017 nucleotides. RefSeq names its product Golgi pH regulator (gene gphra). The record is from RefSeq and is a predicted model, not a curated record. Gene Ontology annotation, molecular function: voltage-gated monoatomic anion channel activity. Gene Ontology annotation, biological process: intracellular pH reduction. NCBI's taxonomy places the organism in Eukaryota, Metazoa, Chordata, Chondrichthyes, Chimaeriformes, Callorhinchidae. Gene Ontology annotation, cellular component: Golgi cisterna membrane. Bases 395 to 1801 code for a protein of 468 amino acids. The transcript has 14 exons.
UUGGCUGUGGAAGAGAGAGGUGGUAGAUGCAGAGGUGCUCGAGCCACAGCUGGUGGUGCAUCAUGAGGCCAGAUCUUUCCCAUCUGCGCUCGAGCAUCUGGGUUUCUGUUUUAAGUGAGUGGAGAUGAAUGUUGUACCAGGGGAACGGGUGGGUUUGGAAACAACCCUGGAUUUCAGUGGAGCCAGGGAAUUGAAGGUAGUGGAGAGACAGUCAUUCAGCAGCUUGAUGACUGCAUCAGGAUUGCUGUGGGUGGAGGGCCAGAGGGAGAGGAGGUCCGAGGAAGAGAGGGCAUUUGUGAGGGUCAGCCAAGCAGAGUUGGAAUAGGGAGCAAGCAGGUUGGAGAGGUAUGGAAGUCCCAGGGCAUGAAGAUAUUUCUAGACGAGUGUGAGGAUCAUGAAGUCAAGCCGGUUUGCGAUAAGGAGCCUUUGGAGCCUGGGGGGAACUGGUGUGAUGGGGCUACUGCGUUUAGAGCAGGUCCUAUUUUUUGGAUUUGGAUGGCUAUUCUUCAUGCGACGGUUGUUCAAAGAUUACGAGAUCCGACAGUAUGUCGUCCAAGUGGUUUUCUCUGUGACGUUUGCUUUCUCCUGCACCAUGUUUGAACUGAUCAUCUUUGAGAUUCUGGGUGUUUUAAACAGCAGCUCACGAUAUUUUCAUUGGAAACUGAAUCUGUACGUUAUCCUGAUGGUGCUCAUAUUUGUUGUGCCUUUCUACAUUGCUUACUUUGUAGUCAGCAACAUUCGACUCUUGCAACAAAAGAGAUUAUUGUUUGCAUGUAUGGUGUGGCUGACAUUCAUGUACUUUUUCUGGAAACUUGGGGAUCCUUUUCCUAUCCUUAGCCCAAAACAUGGUAUUCUAUCAAUUGAACAACUGAUCAGUAGAGUUGGAGUAAUUGGUGUGACAUUAAUGGCGCUCCUGUCUGGCUUUGGUGCAGUGAACUGCCCAUACACCUACAUGUCGUACUUUCUGAGGAAUGUAACAGACAGCGACAUCCUUGCAUUAGAGAGACGGUUACUUCAGACUAUGGACAUGAUUGUCAGUAAGAAGAAGAGAAUUGCCAUGACCAGGAGAAUGAUGUACCAGCGAGGUGAUGUGCAGAAUAAGCCUGCUGGAUUUUGGGGAAUGAUCAAAAGUGUCACAUCCUCUUCUUCUAAUGAUGAAAAUCUCUCACUUAUUCAACAGGAAGUGGAUGCACUGGAAGAGCUGAGUCGGCAACUGUUCCUUGAAACUGUUGAUCUUCAUUCAACCAAGGAAAGAAUUGAAUACUCAAAAACAUUUCAAGGAAAAUAUUUUAAUUUUUUGGGUUAUUUUUUCUCUAUAUACUGUGUCUGGAAAAUCUUUAUGGCAACAAUAAACAUCGUCUUUGACCGUGUAGGUAAGACGGAUCCAGUUACUCGAGGGAUAGAAAUCACAGUCAACUAUUUGGGGAUUCAGUUUGAUGUCAAGUUUUGGUCUCAACAUAUCUCUUUUAUAUUAGUGGGAAUUAUCAUCGUCACCUCCAUCAGGGGCUUAUUAAUAACGCUCACAAAGUUUUUUUAUGCAAUAUCCAGCAGCAAAUCUUCAAAUGUCAUCGUGUUGGUGCUUGCACAGAUUAUGGGGAUGUAUUUUGUUUCAUCAGUGCUGCUGAUGAGAAUGAGUAUUCCACUUCAAUAUCGUACUAUUGUUACUGAAGUCCUAGGAGAAUUACAAUUCAAUUUCUAUCACCGCUGGUUUGAUGUCAUCUUUUUAGUCAGUGCUCUCUCCAGUAUUGUCUUUCUCUACCUAGCACACAAACAAGCUCCAGAAAAGCAUAUGAGUUUUUAACCACCAGAGAUUAGGAGGUCGGAAGCAAACAACAAUAUCAAGCUGCUUCAGUCUUUAUUUCAACUUUUUAAACCACUGGACCUUAAGCUUUGGUCAUGGUCAUGAUCGCAAGUUGAAAUGACAGAGAAAAGUCAAGAUAAAUAUGGACCCAUUUCAGGACUGUAAAACCUGGAGGGAUUUUUAUUUGAAAAAACAGGUGUAAAACGACUAUACAACUGGAAGGGUUAAGAGGAUUGAAUAUAAGCGAUAUAACUAUAAAUUAUAGGAAGAUUGGUUUGGAAAAACAAUGUAGGAAAUGAAUCACUGUUAAAAGUUUUGGAUAAUUUGGAAGGGAACAAAUUGAGAACAGACUUGUUUUUUGAAAGCUACAGACUAAUAUUUUUUGGGGCCUUGAGUAUUCAAAAAGCUUUUUAACUUAUGUUGUAAAGUAAUUUCAUAUCAUACGUAUUGUAAAUUUUGUAAGGAACAUUCAUGACUUAUUCAUGUUACAAAAUAAGUAAGAAAUCUGCUUUGUUGAGGUGACUGAAAAUGUGAAGUAUUGUGGAAUCUCCUCAGAUGUCUGUAACAAAAAUACCAGUUGAGAUUUUAUUAUUGACAUUACUGUUGAUUAUUUGGCAAUUUCCCUCGUUAACCUUUUGAGUCGUGUAUUCUCAAACAUAAUCUGUGUUCCCUAAAUCAUCAGUUUCAAUAAAUUAUACUCUGUAUCUGCAAAGGCAUUUAUGACCUUUGUGUUGUUUUGUAACAGCUGUUUGCCUGUCAUGGGACCUGUCUGCAUGAUUUGUUGUCAUGCUCUCCUCUAUCUCCAGAUAUUUCUGGGCUUUUUGUGCAGACCCAUUGACGCAGAUUAGAAUUUAUUGGCAAAUGCUGUACCUAUGUUCUUUAUUGUCACAGCUUUAGAGAUUAUUUUUUAUGAUGAUACUUUUGAUUAUAUUUUUGAAAGAAAACAAAAGGGGGCAAAAAAAUUCAGAAAAUCUUUUGUGUAAAAAUCAUGAGUAAUAUUUGCAAUGAACUGUUGUUAAAAUGAAAAUAACAGAAUUGAGUUUGUUGACAGGCGUUUAAUAGAAAUAACUAAGUUUUGUAUCCUUUUAUUCAGCUAAGUAUCCUCCUAAAUUGUGUAUGAUUUUUGCUUGAAUGAGCGGCCUUCUGAUCUAACUUUAAUUGUUUUAUAUCAUAUUUUUAAAUUACCCAGUGAAGUAAACAGCUUUAUUUACAUUAA